Acipenser ruthenus (sterlet) is the source of this 2776-nucleotide messenger RNA. RefSeq names its product cyclin-A2-like. Gene Ontology annotation, biological process: regulation of cyclin-dependent protein serine/threonine kinase activity; mitotic cell cycle phase transition. Gene Ontology annotation, cellular component: nucleus; cyclin A2-CDK2 complex; cytoplasm. The transcript is spliced from 8 exons. Gene Ontology annotation, molecular function: cyclin-dependent protein serine/threonine kinase regulator activity. Bases 348 to 1667 code for a protein of 439 amino acids. The record is from RefSeq and is a predicted model, not a curated record. Lineage: Eukaryota; Metazoa; Chordata; Actinopteri; Acipenseriformes; Acipenseridae.
UCAGCAGUUUUGGUAACUGCAGGAAUUGGGGGAGAAGGAUUGCUUGAGAAUCAGGCAGAAAAAGAGAGAGAUAACUUAAAGUUGUCCAAAAUGGGAAAUAAAAUCAGCAUGGAGAAUUAAAGGAAACACACUAAAUCACGCUGUUUGCUGUUUUAGUUUAUGCUUUCUAGCUAGGCUUCGCAUUUUUAAUUUAGAUUUCUUUUAAUUUUUGGUUUUGUAAACAACUUGUUGCACAGUGUUACCCUUGAUGUUAUUGCCUGCAUACUUUUAACUGUCUCCUGCUUUGUUUUUAGACGUGUUGUUUAUUUAGGGUUUUAUCUUAUUAGUUUUCGGAUUGUAUUUUGAAAAUGUUUGGCACCAGUCAGAGGACUGUGACGGGGGAUAGUAUCCAGAACCAGGAAAAUUCGCUUUCAAGACGAAGAGAAGCUGAAAAACAACUUUUAGAAAACCAAGAAAAUAUGAAUCCCAAAACCUCAAACAGGACCGUUUUGGGAGUUUUGCAGAAUAACCAGCGCAGCAGCAGAGUCCAGUCACUACGCGCCACAAAACAGGUUGCUUUAGCACAGGCUGCCUCCUGCAAUGAUGAGAACUUUAGCCAGGUGCCUGCUGACAAAGUGGGAGCAAAACAGCCUGCUUUUACAAUCCAUGUGGAUGAGCCUGAUGGUGCCUGCAGUAAGAGACAAAAUGUCUUGCCAGUGAAACCCGAGUCAGAUGAACCUCUUACACUUAACCCAUCCGUGACAUCCCUUGUGACCCGGCAGCCACUUUCUACGAUUGAAUGUUCUAUGGAUGUCAGCUAUGACUCUCCCAUGGUUCUGGACAUGUCUGUUAAUGAAGCAGAAGAAAAGAAAUCCAUUGUAAACAAAGUCCCAGAUUAUGCAUUGGACAUCCACAAAUAUUUACGAGAAAUGGAGGUGAAGUCCAGGCCAAAGGCAGGUUAUAUGAAGAAACAGCCAGACAUAACUAAUAGCAUGCGAGCCAUUCUUGUGGACUGGUUGGUAGAAGUUGGGGAGGAAUACAAGCUACAAAAUGAGACUCUCUACCUGGCUGUUAACUACAUUGACAGAUUCCUGUCAUCCAUGUCUGUCCUUCGAGGGAAACUGCAGCUUGUCGGUACAGCUGCUAUGCUUCUAGCAUCAAAAUUUGAAGAGAUCUACCCACCAGAAGUGGCAGAGUUUGUCUACAUUACAGAUGACACUUAUACCAAGAAGCAGGUUCUAAGGAUGGAGCAUCUUAUUUUGAAAGUCCUUUCUUUUGAUCUUGCUGCGCCAACGAUAAACCAGUUUCUUACGCAAUACUUUCUGCAUCAGCAAGCGAACAGUAAAGUGGAAAGCUUGUCAAUGUUCCUAGGAGAAUUAAGCAUGGUAGACUCUGACCCUUUCCUGAAGUACCUGCCAUCUAUCACUGCAGCUGCAGCAUUUGUUUUAGCAAAUUUUACAAUUACAGGAGCUACUUGGCCAGAGUCCUUGGUUGAAUUGACUGGCUACACUCUGGAAACCCUUGAGCCUUGCAUAAUGGACUUGUAUCAAACCUACCUCUGUGCACCACACCAUGGACAGCAAUCUGUACAGGAGAAAUACAAGGGUGCAAAGUACCAUGGAGUGUCUCUUAUUGAGCCACCAGAGAAAUUGACCCUGAUUGAAGACUUGCCAUUUAUUUUAUUGUAAUUCCAUGCAGACAUAUUUAGGACUUCUGUUCUGCAGUUUUAUUUUAAUUUCUUUUUUUAUAUUUUUUUAUACCAAUGUCACAACCUGAAGACCAUAUUGCUUACUGGUAAUUGUAUUGUGAUUUACUAAGAUGAAUAGGAGUGACUUGUUUCUAAGACCACUUUAAAACGUGCAAUUCUACAGAAGCUCAUUAACAUCCCAAAAAGACAUGUAUUCAUCUCAUUACAAGAUUAAUAUUGGGUUAUUUUGCAAUUGCAUUGUCAAGAUGGUUUUCAGCAGCGAUGGAUGUUGGUGUAACAGAAGUGAAGUGCAGCUGGACAGUGAAGCGGUGAAGGAUCUCCAUUAGUUCUGUUAAUGUGUGAGAAUGCACUUGCAAUGGUGUCAGUAUGUGAGGGGGGGGGGGAUGACACGCGUUGAGUUAUGUAACUUGUUUUAGUUUGAACAAUGUAAUGCAUAAUAUUGCUACUGCAGAAACUUAAUGCACAUUUUAAUUAAGCCGAUUUUAUGACCUAGAGACCAAGUAGAAGCAUACUGUAUUUAAUGAAACUAGUACAACCUAUUUAUUGUAUAGGUAAGACACUCAAUCUGUACUUUUGUACUAGUUUUAUCAUAAAGUGCAACCCUUUUUAAAGCAAAAUGAAGAGACUGAAUGGGAACAAACAAGAGUGGUGUGAAUUACCAAAACCUAUGCUGCAAAAUAAUGCAAUAUUCCCUUGUAAUAAUGCAAUACAUAUUUCUUUGGUGCCAAUUAGCUUCCAUACAAAUUCUCUCUCCUCUUGUAAGCAUUUAAUAAUGUUAAGAAUGUGUAUUCUAGUUAAUCCAAUUCAAACAUUAGGUUUUAAACUGCAAAAUAAAAGUUUUAAAUAAGAGUUUUGUUAAAGUUUUACUAUUGGAUUGUCCCCUUUUGGAAAAAACCCAACUACUGUAUAUUGAUUAACUUACCUCCGAUGACUGCAGAACAGAAAACCAUUUUCUCAUCUUGCAAAUAUCCACGGUAUUUGUUUAUAAUCACAAUGACCUGAAAUGUUUUGGAUAAUGGAUGUGUAAUUGAUUUUAUAUAUAUACGGUAUAAUGAUGCAUGCAAAUUACAAUAUGAUCAGUUCUAGAAA